Striga asiatica is the source of this 1019-nucleotide messenger RNA. Lineage: Eukaryota; Viridiplantae; Streptophyta; Magnoliopsida; Lamiales; Orobanchaceae. The record is from the annotation of a GenBank genome assembly.
AUAGUUUUAAUGUAAACACAAAGAAAACACAUUAACAUGUUCUCGCAAAAUCCCACACUCAAAGAAGUUGAGAAGAAAGAAACGAGAGCACGCACAAAGUUGGGAAGAAAUGAAAGUGGGAGUGACAUCACCGCAAAUGCUCUACGCCGUAUCUUCACAACCUCCUUCUUUCGUGAACCCACGCGCCUCCCGUCUCUGCCCCUCGACCCUCAACGUCUUCUCUUCUCCGUUACAGAAGCUUCCACAAAUCAAUUUCAGGUGCAACUGUGCUCGCGAUUCUGGUGAAAAUGAGAGCAAAACAAUUCUGGAUGCAUUUUUCUUGGGGAAAGCUGUGGGAGAAGCCGUUAGCGAGAGGAUAGAAUCAGCUGUGGGCGAGUUCCUGAGCACAAUUGGCAGAUUGCAAGCUGAGCAACAAAAGCAAGUACAAGAAUUUCAGGAGGAGGUGCUGGAAAAGGCUAGACGAGCCAAGGAGCAAGCUGCAAAGGAAGCCAUGGAGUUGCAGGGACAAAUAAUUACAAAGUCUCCAGCUGCAGAUAAAGUAUCAGCAGUUAACGGUGUUACCAUAAAUGCAUCCGCAGUUUCUGGUUCUGUGACCUCAAUAGACUCAUCCUUGGAAUCAGAACCUUCCACUGAAGACCCUCAGAAUUUUAAUUGAGUUGUGAUCUUAUGACCAUACUCUGCUGUUGUGUUACUAUAUAGCUACAAGCCUACAAGUAUGAGCCAGUUGGCUUUUUACCCAACUAGAAUUCCUAAAGAUGGAAAAUGGCCAUGUUUUGUAAAAGUCUAAAUAUUAGCCAUUUUAUCAUAUAAAAAAGAUAAAUUUACCUUUACUCUAUAUUUAUUAUUAAAAGUCAACACUUCAAUAUUUCUAUCAUCUCUCCUCUUGAAUUCAUAGCAAGCCGAGAAGAUUCCGGCAACAUUUCGAGCAUAUUCGUCUAAAGGUAUUUUAACCAUUUAUCAUGUCUUUCUUUGUAAUGCUCAAUUUCCUACUCCCAAAAAUAAUUUUUGAAUUUCCAGAA